This is a messenger RNA of Miniopterus natalensis, 1172 nucleotides long. RefSeq names its product centromere protein A (gene CENPA). NCBI's taxonomy places the organism in Eukaryota, Metazoa, Chordata, Mammalia, Chiroptera, Miniopteridae. Gene Ontology annotation, cellular component: nucleosome. Gene Ontology annotation, molecular function: protein heterodimerization activity; structural constituent of chromatin; DNA binding. The record is from RefSeq and is a predicted model, not a curated record.
CGGACCCCUCCCCGGCGGGGCGCCCCCUCAGGGCCCCCCUCCCGUCCAUCCGCUCGCCGGAGACAUCUCGUUCUGAGGGAGAUCCGAAACCUUCAGAAGAGCACACACCUACUGCUAAGGAAGAUGCCCUUCUGCCGCCUGGUAAGAGAAAUAUGUGUUAAAUUCACUCGUGGUGUGGACUUCAAUUGGCAAGCCCAGGCCCUGUUGGCCAUACAAGAGGCGGCAGAAGCAUUUCUAGUACAUCUCUUUGAGGACGCCUAUCUCCUCUCCCUCCAUGCCGGCCGUGUUACUCUCUUCCCGAAGGAUGUGCAGCUGGCCAGGAGGAUCCGAGGCAUCGAGGAAGGGCUGGGCUGAGCUGCCGCCUGCCCCUGGAUGAUACCAGGGACUCUUUCUGGAGCUGGGACCAGAUCCAUGGAGUCUGAGGUGCUGCCUGGACUUGGCUGUCUCUGAGUAGAGUGUGUAUGUUGCUCUUGUAAUUGUUUUUUUUAAUGAAGGAGCAGACUGCAUGGCUCUCCUCCGCGACAGAGGUAACAUACAGGAAAAUCAACAUAGUUCCAGAGGCCUGAGAAUUAUUUUCAGAUAAAGAGUCUCAAUGGUUGACUUCAGUUUGUAAAUUAUUCAUAUGACUGCUUAGUGAUUUUGAAGACAUCAGAUUUGCUGAUAUUUGCUUAUAAUUUUGGAUCUUACUGAACCAUUUAAAUUCCUCCCCUUGCCCCUCCAUUUAAAUUUUUUACCAUAUGUAUAUUUACUUCUAUUUAACACAUAAGGGGAAAAAUAAGAGAAGAACACUUCAGUCAGUUGUAUGGGAGAGCCCGGCACUUCUAGCAUACAAAUCUCUGUCCUUCAGAUUAACUUCAUUGGUGAUGGCAGCAAGUGCUGAUUUGGACGGUGCCUGUCAACAAAUGUAGCUUCUCAAAGACUCAGUUGGGGUGGGGAUUGAAAACCUUUUAAGGUUUAAUGUUCUGGUUCUUCUUAGUAAAUUUCUGUCAAAAUCAUUCAGAAAUGCUAACUUAAUAGAACUUUAUUAUUUGUAAAUCACAGAAGAUGUAACAUAGUUUAUAUUUUAGAAUUUUUCAUUCCAGGAUUUUAAAGGUCUUUUCAAUGUAUUGACAGGUAUUUUUAUAACUGCUUUGUGGAGAGAUAAUAAAAAUAAUAAUUCUUGAAUGAGAAAA